UGAACUGACAGGGAGUCAACAUCAGGACUACAGAACAGUGAGGGGUAGUCAAAUAGGGCAGAUACUGAGCAAAGAUUCUUGCAGUUCUGUAACUUGACUUCUUACAGCACUUGAUGCAUCACUAAUAACUGCACUCAACACUUGGCCCCCACUGAACUUAGGACAUCUAAAAGCAAGGCUCUGACCAUUAACUACUGCCUCUGGUCUCUGAUAAUCUCUAGUAUACUAUGGCUGACAAUAUCUGGCCAUUCCAGUUCUCUGCAAACCUCUUUUUCUCAUAAUCACAUAACAUUUCAACCAUCAGCUAUGUGGUGCGUGUACCCAAAGACAUGAUACCCGGCGUGGUCGAUUCCAACGGCACUUGGAACGGUGCCAGUGGGGUCAUCCAGCGACAAGAAGCCGACUUUUCGACCGCAACUUCUAUCUUUCUGGAAAGACUUAUAAUGUCUGACUACAAGCGAGCUUACCCGGCAGAUCAGUUCAUCAUUGUCUCUCUGAAGCCUCAAUUGCUACCCCAGUACCUCAUUAUAAUACGUCCUUACAAGGUUUCUGUCUGGAUUACCAUCCUGGUGGCCAUCAUUGCUUGGGGGUUAUCUCUCUGGGUCAUACAGAUGGCACGUUCCUACUACGCUAAACAAGACCCAAUGUCGCUGACCACGGCCGUCUUCUUCAGCUUCGCGGUCAUUUUAGAAGACCCGCCUUCCAGGCCUCCUAGCAAUUUCCUUGGACAGGUUAGGUUUGCUUCUAUUAAGCCAGCCUUAUGCUGGCAUGGGCUCUUGCUCUUCAGCAGUCAAACUCUGAGUUACCGAUGUUGCCUAUCCCUUACCAAGCUAUUCCUCUUAAACCCCUUUAAUCUAGAACAUCAUCCUCAGAUGCUCGUGGGAUGGUGGUUGGCUGUUUGCUUCCUACUCUCUACAGGCUACAGAUCUUCCCUCGUCGCCCACCUGACAGCACAAGGGAAGACGAAGCCGAUUGACAAUUACUAUGACCUCGUGGCCAAACCGAAGUGGCGAUGGGGCUGCGACGAGGUCGUGCUUUACGGCGUUGCUGACUCUUAUUUCAGGCAAAGCACGACCCCCGUCAUCAAGCAGGUUGCAAAGAGAGUUGAGUCCGUGAGCGUGAACGCUGGCCUCAAGAAAGUUCUAGAGGUUGGUACGCGUUGUUGACGAGUAGGAAUCGAAUCCAGACGGAGAUGGAGCCUAAUUACGCGAACGCUUACGGACAGACACCUUUCUACCUCAGCAGACAAGGAUACGCUCUAACACCAGCUCUUGGGUGGAUGUUCCGAAAAGGGGCGCCAUUUCUCCCUCGGUUCGCCCAGCUGACGGAUAGACUCAUCGAAGGUGGAAUUAUAGACUUCUGGCUCCAAGACGUCAUGGCCUCGAACGCCAGAAGGGCGAAGAAAGACCGGAACAAACAAGACAA
Molecule: messenger RNA, 1425 nt
Organism: Macrobrachium nipponense
Lineage: Eukaryota; Metazoa; Arthropoda; Malacostraca; Decapoda; Palaemonidae
Exons: 5
Coding region: 330-1166 (278 amino acids)
Source: RefSeq, a predicted model, not a curated record